UUAUUGCUAAUCCCGUCUUUCCCCGGAAAAGCAAAAAAACGAGUCGUUUAACGGAAAUGCAUACAAACAGAAACAGAGAGUAAGAACUUUUUCAAUCGAAGAUCAAAUCUAGGAUUAGUGCAGGGUUCUGAAAAGAGGGGAGAGCCGAAAUGGAAGGCUGGGACCCGAACACGAAGUCGACGCUGACGCAGAUCCCGCUAUUGACGACGAAGGCGGGCCCCAGAGACGGAGCGGCAUGGACUCAGAGGCUGAAAGAGGAGUACAGGGCUCUGAUCGCCUACACGCAGAUGAACAAGUCCAACGACAACGAUUGGUUUCGGAUCUCCGCAGCCAAUCCCGAAGGGACACGCUGGACUGGCAAGUGCUGGUACGUCCAUAACCUGCUCAAAUACGAGUUCGAUCUCCAGUUUGAUAUCCCCGUUACUUAUCCGGCCACUGCUCCCGAGAUCGAGUUGCCCGAACUCGACGGCAAGACUCAGAAGAUGUACAGAGGAGGGAAGAUAUGUUUGACCGUGCAUUUCAAGCCACUUUGGGCUAAAAAUUGUCCUAGGUUUGGUAUAGCACAUGCACUUUGUUUGGGUCUAGCUCCAUGGCUUGCUGCAGAGAUUCCCAUUCUUGUGGAUUCUGGUAUGAUCAAGCACAAAGAUGAUGCGGCCUCAUCUAAUGAGUCUUAGUAUUUUUCAUGUUAAAAAUGUACCUUGAGUUUCAGAAAUAAACGUGCAGGCAAAAAAUUGUACAAUUUACAGAAUGUCUCUUGAAAGUGGUGAAUUUAUCUGUCAUCUGACCUGAUAGAUACUGUUGAAGCUUCUUAAUUUCAUAGUUUUUAAAUGCAAAUAGGAUCCAAUAUUAUUUUUCA
Molecule: messenger RNA, 856 nt
Organism: Theobroma umbraticum
Lineage: Eukaryota; Viridiplantae; Streptophyta; Magnoliopsida; Malvales; Malvaceae
Product: ubiquitin-fold modifier-conjugating enzyme
Biological process (GO): protein K69-linked ufmylation
Cellular component (GO): cytoplasm
Molecular function (GO): UFM1 conjugating enzyme activity
Source: RefSeq, a predicted model, not a curated record